AUAAUAAGCGUCACCGUCACAUUCUACGGCCUCCCAGGGAACUCGAACUUGUUACCUCUUUGAUUUCCCACCAUUACAAGGUUGUUCUCGAGCCCGAACCGAAUCACCUGUACUUCUGUACUUCCUGGCAGAACAAGUCGAGAGGCCAAAUAAGGCAAGCAUCGGCAUCGAACCCCCCCUGGACCUGACCUUGGACAGGUACAGCCAUUUUCUUUUUCUUCCAGGGCUUUAUGGUUUCUUGUCAUGAUCCUUCACGAUUUUCUCUUCACUCCGUAAUAUCUCUAUCAUCCAAAAUGAUUUUCUUUGUCGUGACAUGUUGUCUAUCCGCGGUUGGCGCUCUCCCACUAAGCGAUGGCAGCGGGCAGGCGAUAGCGAGGAGGGGAGACAAUGGCAAUAAUACAGGCAGUUCUGUCGAGAUUUGGAUGCCAAUCGUGGUCGUGGUCGUGCUCCUCACUGGAGGCGUAGGCGUCUGCUGGUGGCGGAAAUCCGCUACAAGAGGACCCAGCGGUGUUCCAGGUGUCACAUCUGGCUCGUCGACCACCACCCUGCCGACAGCCAACGGAGGCGUUCGCGAGCUAACCGCAGAGCAGCUCGCUGGGACUGUUGAAGGUGCUGCUUCUAAUCCUCCAUCCGCGACUCGGACCAGACGUGGUAGGCGGCCACGUAGGACCCCGUCCCAGAUAUCUACGAUAUCGUUGCCUGCUUACAACAAGGAACCUGGAGAGCAGGAGCUCGUCAUUUUUCGCGGUCCUGCCGACAUGGAAGACGUUCCAUUACCCGUCACGACUACGGUUGAGAUGCCUCCGGUAGACGAGGACGGAGAGACGUCAAUGCACUCAAGGAACCAAUCUGAUGGAUAUUCACCGAUGCCAGAUUCACCUAACGACAUGCCUCUCCUCCAUGAAGAUACUACUUCUACACCUGAUCUUCAGCCUCCAGGUGAGGGCAUGCCAAUCCGGCGGAGUGUAGAUUCUGGUUCUGUCGAAUCUUCCUUGAUGCGUUCAACUUCCCGAGACCAGGAACCUGAUCCACGCGGCGCAGCACCGGCGUAUUUCGAGGUCGCGGUGGUAGACCUAAGCCAGGAUGCCUUGCCUAGACCGUCCUCGUCUGUCGAGGUUACCCCACCAUCGCCGGGAGCGCCCGCCUCACCCCCCCCAAGGCGCACGUUCCGCUCUAUUCUCGGUGCCUUAGGAUCAGGUAAUGCUCGCUCUGUGGGGGCCGCCGUCAGUCAUUCUCGCCCAGGGUCGAAUGGCUCGAAUCCGUACAGCCGCUCGUCGUCGUCGAUGUCGUAUAGAGGCCACCGUCCCUCACAAUCAAGCACGGGCUCCCUUCUGUCGAUGCACAAUCCUCUGGUCAGGAAAAAAUCCACCGCGACGCUCAAUUCGCAGCAUCUGACGUCGCCUUCCUUGAUCUCCCUCAACUCGAUCUCUUCUCCUCUCUCGCAUACGCUUGUUCGCACAGAGUUCACCUACCCCAAGUCUGGUCCUACACCGGAGCAGCUGAAAUUCAUCUCCUCGAGAGAGUCGGUCGCGCGGUUUGGUGUCCCAUACGGUGAAGAGGCGGUGAGAUGGGCCAGCACUUCCAGACUGGCCCUCUCGUCACCCACGCCAGAAGAUGACGUGCCACCGCCAGAGUUUGACUUUGCACCAUCUGGUUCACGACCGAGAGCAGAUACUGCAGAGAGUAGUAAUUCUCCGGCUGUUCCCUCACCCCUUGCACAUAGCUUUGAGAGCCCAGAUGAGGAAGUACCAUCAGAGACGUUAACCUCUGUCUCUCCGUUUGCAGAUCGCUCCAGCUCAGGCCCUUCCACUGCACACCCUUCUCCUAAUUCACCCGUGGCGGCCGAGGAUACUCCAAAUACAUCAUCGGAUGCAACCGAUCAUUUCAAUGAAGGACCUUCAAGCUCACCUCUACCUGCUGACGUCGCCUCUAAAUCCGUAGAGGCCGAUCCUACCUCACAUCCUUCGAAUGAAUCCGGUCCCAGUUCACCCGUCGCUUCUCCCUCGAUGAAACCAACACUAACGAGCAGCCCACGUCCCGCCCCUGUUCCCGUUGCCGCAUCCGUACGAUCCGCCUCGCGCGCAAGUUCCAUCAGGACGUUUGCUACCGCCUUGGAAUCCAUGGGAACUGCGUCUUCAGAUGAUGACUAUGACGAAGCUGAGGAACCAGGGACGCCGAGACUGGCUCCUCAACAUAUAUUGGAAAACAUCGAUGCGACGGUUCGAGCGUAGCUUUUUGCAUAUCUUCCGGGAGCCGGUUCUCUUAUCUUAUCACGCAUUUCCAUAACCAUCUAAAGCUAACAUUCCCCCAUGAUCAUGCCUUACUCCAAGAGGUUCUUUACCAUUGUACAUUAUUUACUAGAAAGAAAAUUCUAUUAGGACUCGCUUUUCUAACCAUACUUGUACGCGCUGGACAUUUCUAUUAAUCACCCGACGAGUAUAAAAUGGCGUCCUCCUUCAGCGCGUCAUCUUUCCUUCUUCUCUCGUCUUCUCUGGAUAAGAGUACCUCGUAUAUAUUAUUGAAUCUCUUCCUAGGGUUUACCGCCAAACACGGCAAUCUCAUG
Messenger RNA from Guyanagaster necrorhizus, 2563 nucleotides. RefSeq lists its product as uncharacterized. The record is from RefSeq and is a predicted model, not a curated record. NCBI's taxonomy places the organism in Eukaryota, Fungi, Basidiomycota, Agaricomycetes, Agaricales, Physalacriaceae. The transcript has 3 exons. Bases 294 to 2231 code for a protein of 645 amino acids.